Messenger RNA from Phragmites australis (common reed), 1516 nucleotides. RefSeq names its product malate dehydrogenase [NADP] 1, chloroplastic. The record is from RefSeq and is a predicted model, not a curated record. Gene Ontology annotation, biological process: tricarboxylic acid cycle; oxaloacetate metabolic process; malate metabolic process. NCBI's taxonomy places the organism in Eukaryota, Viridiplantae, Streptophyta, Magnoliopsida, Poales, Poaceae. Gene Ontology annotation, molecular function: L-malate dehydrogenase (NAD+) activity; L-malate dehydrogenase (NADP+) activity. The coding region runs from base 364 to 1365 and encodes 333 amino acids. The transcript has 14 exons.
CGCGCCGGCCCCUGCUCGCCACCGUCCGAUGCUCCGUCGACGCGGCCAAGCAGGUGCAGGACGGGCCGCCGACGGUCGCGGCGGUGGAGGCGCCGGCGGGGCGAAGGGAGUGCUUCGGGGUCUUCUGCACCACCUACGAUCUCAAGGCGGUGAGCAGUCUCGAGCCGCCUCCCAUGACCCUCCCACCAUGUGUUUGUUGAAAUGUUCCUUGGGCUACUUUCUGCCGCUGUCUGCUUGGGUUGGUGCUGAAACAAUUCCUUUUCAAGCUACCGCUGCUGGUGUGGAUGAAUCCAUUUUCUCGGGGAUGACAAGACAAAGUCCUGGAAGAAGUUAGUGAAUAUUGCUGUGUCAGGUGCGGCGGGGAUGAUAUCAAAUCAUCUGCUUUUCAAACUUGCCUCUGGUGAGGUAUUUGGACCAGACCAACCAAUAGCACUUAAGUUACUCGGCUCAGAAAGAUCGUUACAAGCACUAGAAGGAGUAGCUAUGGAACUGGAGGAUUCGCUGUACCCGUUGCUAAGGGAAGUCAGCAUUGGUAUAGAUCCUUAUGAGAUCUUCGAAGAUGUAGAUUGGGCCCUUCUUAUUGGUGCUAAGCCCCGAGGCCCUGGAAUGGAGCGAGCUGCUUUGCUAGAUAUCAACGGUCAAAUAUUUGCUGAUCAGGGGAAAGCACUAAACGCUGUGGCAUCUCAGAAUGUGAAAGUCGUAGUUGUUGGAAAUCCCUGUAACACUAAUGCACUUAUAUGCUUGAAGAAUGCUCCAAACCUACCAGCAAAAAAUUUUCAUGCAUUAACGAGGUUGGAUGAAAAUAGAGCCAAGUGCCAGCUAGCACUAAAAGCAGGUGUGUUUUAUGACAAAGUAUCAAACGUGACUAUUUGGGGGAACCAUUCGACAACUCAGGUUCCUGAUUUCAUGAAUGCCAAAAUUGACGGGAGACCAGUGAAAGAAGUCAUUAAGGAUACCAAGUGGUUAGAAGAAGAAUUCACCAAAACAGUUCAAAAGCGUGGAGGUUUGCUCAUCCAAAAAUGGGGAAGAUCUUCAGCUGCAUCAACCGCUGUGUCGAUAGUUGAUGCUAUUAGGUCCCUUGUAACUCCUACCCCAGAAGGCGAUUGGUUCUCUUCAGGGGUUUAUACGACUGGAAAUCCUUAUGGGAUAUCAGAGGACAUCGUGUUCAGCAUGCCAUGUAGGUCGAAGGGGGAUGGUGACUAUGAACUAGUUAGUGAUGUGGAAAUGGACGAUUUCCUCUGGGGACGGAUUAAGAAGAGUGAAGCUGAAUUGCUUGCUGAGAAGAAAUGUGUUGCCCAUCUUACAGGAGAGGGUAAUGCAUUUUGUGAUCUUCCGGAGGAUACCAUGCUUCCAGGAGAGAUGUAGUAUAGUUACUACACUAACUGUGUCUUGAGUAUGUCAGUACAGUUUCCCGGGGGAACACACGCAGAUAGUUGAGAGAAGCAGCUGCUUGCAUUAUCUAAAUGUAUGUAUAUUCAAUAAUUAAUUAUGCCAUAGAAAUUGGACUAUGAUGCAA